Messenger RNA from Colletotrichum graminicola M1.001, 450 nucleotides. Its product is annotated as cytidine and deoxycytidylate deaminase zinc-binding region. The record is from RefSeq and is a predicted model, not a curated record. Gene Ontology annotation, cellular component: nucleus; cytoplasm. The transcript has 5 exons. NCBI's taxonomy places the organism in Eukaryota, Fungi, Ascomycota, Sordariomycetes, Glomerellales, Glomerellaceae. Gene Ontology annotation, molecular function: diaminohydroxyphosphoribosylaminopyrimidine deaminase activity. The coding region runs from base 1 to 450 and encodes 149 amino acids.
AUGAACGACGCAGAGGGUCUCGCCAUCGCAAUCGAGGAGGCCAAGACUGGUGCUUCCGAGGGCGGCGUUCCCAUCGGAGCCGCCCUUGUCUCCGCAGACGGCAAGCUCCUUGGCCGCGGCCACAACCGCCGCGUGCAAAUGGGUUCCGCCAUCCACCAUGGCGAGACCGACGCCCUCUUCAACUCGGGUCGACUGCCCGGCAAAGCCUACAAGGGCAGCACGAUGUACACGACACUAUCCCCCUGCGAUAUGUGCACUGGCGCCUGUCUUCUCUACGGCAUCUCCCGCGUCGUCAUCGGCGAGAACAGAACCUUCCUCGGCGGCGAGGCGUACCUCAAGCAGCGCGGCGUCGAGGUUGUCGUUCUGGACAGCGCCGAGUGCAAGGCCCUCAUGGACAAGUUCAUCGCCGAGAAGCCCGAAGUCUGGAAUGAGGAUAUUGGCGAGGAAUAG